This is a messenger RNA of Solea senegalensis (Senegalese sole), 1877 nucleotides long. Its product is annotated as bile salt-activated lipase-like. Bases 150 to 1826 code for a protein of 558 amino acids. Gene Ontology annotation, cellular component: synapse; postsynaptic specialization membrane; cell surface. The transcript is spliced from 11 exons. Gene Ontology annotation, biological process: postsynaptic membrane assembly; synaptic vesicle endocytosis; chemical synaptic transmission. Lineage: Eukaryota; Metazoa; Chordata; Actinopteri; Pleuronectiformes; Soleidae. Gene Ontology annotation, molecular function: triacylglycerol lipase activity; neurexin family protein binding; signaling receptor activity. The record is from RefSeq and is a predicted model, not a curated record.
AGAAAGUACAGAGAAGGUGAAGGUGAUAUGCUAUGUAAACGGUGAGGAAACAGAGCCGGUCCAGCCACUGCCCACUGGUCACAUGUUCAGAGGAGGUGGCGGUCUUUAUAAAGCUCAGAUCAACCUGGUUCUCACACUUGAAGACGUUGAUGAUGGCGAUGCUGUUGAGUUUGGUAGCUGCGGCUGCCGUGUUCCUGGAGUCGGUCUGUGCGACCUCGCUCGGGGUGGUGUACACAGAGGGAGGCAUGGUGCAGGGCGACAACAUCCGCCUCGGUUUCCGCCGCCACAUGGACGUGUUCAGAGGGAUUCCCUUCGCAGACAUGCCCGGGAGGUUUGAGAAACCAAAGCGUCACCCCGGCUGGGACGGAGUCCUGAAGGCCACUGAAUUCAGGAGCAGAUGUCUUCAGGUGAACCUUCCCAUGACGGGCCACAGAGGAAGUGAGGACUGUCUUUAUCUCAACGUCUGGGUUCCUCAUGGUAGCUCAGUGUCCACAAAUCUGCCCGUCAUGGUCUGGAUCUACGGAGGAGGUUUCUUGGCUGGAGGCUCGAUGGGUGCUAACUUCCUGGACAACUAUCUGUACAGUGGUCAGGAGGUUGCAGACAGGGGGGACGUUAUUGUGGUGACCCUGGGAUACCGUGUGGGAACACUGGGCUUCCUGAGCACUGGAGACUCUGGGAUACCUGGAAACUACGGUCUGUGGGACCAACAAGCCGCCAUCGCCUGGGUCCACAGGAACAUUCGUGUGUUUGGAGGAGACCCCAACAACAUCACCAUCUUUGGAGAGUCUGCAGGUGGCGCUAGUGUCAGCUUCCAGACCCUGACUCCUCACAACAAAGGUAUGUUUAAGAGAGCUAUCUCACAGAGUGGAGUCGCACUUUGCCCAUGGGCCGUCAACAAGAACCCGCGCAGGUUUGCUGAGGAGGUUGCUCUGAAGGUCAACUGCCCCACAGACCACAACAUGGCCGCCUGUUUGAAGAUGACUGAUCCUGAGCAAUUAACGAUGGCCGGCACUCUCAGUCUGAUCAGCUCACCUGACAAUCCUGUGGUAGGAAACCUGCUCCUGUCUCCUGUGAUCGAUGGCGACUUCCUGCCUGACCAGGUUCACAACCUGUUCCACAACGCUGCCGACGUCGACUACAUCAUCGGAGUUAACGACAUGGACGGACACCUCUUCACUGCUGUGGACAUUCCCUCAAUCAACUCCCAGCUGGUGGACACUCCAAUCGAAGAUGUGAGGAGGCUUCUGGCUUCAUACACUAAGGAAAAGGGAAAGGCUGGUCUGGACCAUGCCUACGCCACAUACACCUCACACUGGGCAUCAAACCCAGACCGAGAGACUGUCAAGAAAACCGCUGUGGCCAUUGGAACAGAUUACAUCUUCCUGGUUCCUGCACAGGCUGCUCUCUACCUUCAUGCUUCCAAUGCCAAUACUGGAAGGACGUACUCUUACGUCUUCUCCGAGCCCAACCGCAUGGGCGGCAUUGCCAAACCCUACCCCAGUUGGAUGGGAGCCGAUCACGCCGACGACCUGCAGUAUGUGUUUGGGAAACCGUUCAGCACGCCGCUGGGAUACUGGCCUCGCCACCGCGACGUCUCCGGCUACAUGAUCGCCUACUGGACCAACUUUGCCAAAACUGGAGAUCCUAACAGAGGAGGGCUGGACGUGCCUGUGACCUGGCCCCUGUUCACCAGCACCGGACAUAAGUUUGUGGACAUCCACGCGAAAAUGAACAACAACAACGCUCUGGGACAGAAGAUGAGACUGCGUUACGUUAAUUUCUGGACCAGCGUCCUGCCGAACCUGAACCCCGUCAUCUCAGAGUAAUCACACUGCAACAACUACAAUAAAUGCAAACAACUGAUGAGUCAAAAAAAA